ACAGCUGGCUUGUGGGACAUUAUGUGUCUGAUAUUGUAGAUAUAGGAUAUAUAUAGACCAGAGUUUCUAUACCGUGUAGCUAGGUUAAUGUGAACAUUUGGACUGUUCACCUGAAGGGAAGACGUUCACCGAUACUUCAAUAGUAUUUGUAACGACUGAUCAACGACGUAUCAAGUGUUUUAAGAGGAGCUGAAAAUGAAUUGCCUCUUAGUGGUGUUAAUGUGUGGGACUGUUUUGGUGUACGGCCAGACUGACGGACAAGGAUACGGAAGAUCUAAAAGGUCCGGAGGUCACGAGUCAGGAGGCCACGGGUCAGGAGGCCACGGGUCAGGAGGAAAACGGCCAGGAGAAAAAGAAUCCAAAUGUCAAAACAAAAGUUAUGAUGAAAUUUGGUCUUCAAAGAAAUAUAAGUACUGCAGCUACGACAGUGUCCUCUCUAAUAUGUUUUAUACAAAAACGGACAUCUUGGACAAAACAUUUAAGCGGCAAGAAGCCAAAAUCAAACAAUCGAAAAAAUGGACUACAACAAAUGACCCAAAUGACCUACCCGAACGCCAAUUACAGGACUACCUCAGGCGUAAACUCCACCAUCAACGAUCCGCCGCCGCUAGCUACUGUUGUGAAACAACCUGGUCGUGCGUCUCCCCCGAAAUUGUAGAAUACAACGGCAGAGACUACGAUGUUUACCAGCCCGACGCGGGGUACCAGCUCGUCUUCCAGGGACAAUGUGGUGCCGGAGCGACCUGCCAGCACGGUCAAUGUACAGAGGAGGACAAUUACUACACCUGGAUCAUCAUCACCGUGGAUGAUGCAAACUACGAUCCACCUAUCCUGUUUGUCCCCGUCACGUUCAACAACUUCUGCUACUGCGCUACAAUAUAAUUUCUACUGCUGUUGUACAGUUGAGCUCUGCUCAAAGCUAAAGAUAAUUUUUCAUGAUUUUAUGAAGUUAUCAACAAGCUGCUAUGUGUAGUCUACACAGUGAACGAAGGUCCGAACUAACCAAAUCCGUCUCCAGGACACCUUUUUUUCAAACCAAAAAUCUAUAUAGGCUUAUAACCCCAAAAGAAAAAGUAUUUAGCUAGUCGAUGAAGAUUAUUCCCCAAGAACAGAACAUAGGCUUCACGGUAGAUAAUUGAGACAAGGUGCUAAAUCAAAUACAAUUGGCGGUAGAAGCCAUAUCGUGGCUGCUUUUAGCAAUGAUAAACCGUGUAUUAUUGGACUAUAAAAAAUAGCACAAAAUAUUAACCAAGGGAUUUAAAACGCAUCAUGUUUACAGUUCAUAGUUUAUUAUCCCUUUCCCACCCUUCAUCCUUCCCAGCGUUUUUGUAUGCUGCAAUCACCACUGUAAAAAUAAAGUUUUAGGAGUGGGAACCCUUUAAAGAUUAAAGGGAAGUUCUAUAUAUUUUUUGGUGGCAUAAAGUAGAAUACAAGUAAACUGACAUGACAGUUCUAAUUUAUAAGUUCUAGAUAAGGGCAAAAUCGGUCUUUUUCCGAGUUUAACAUUUUGGGCAACACCCAAAUUAAUUGCUGUGUCCCCCCCUGAUUAACGUAACACUUUAAAGAUGCACUUUGCCCUUCUCAGUGAAUAUUUUAGAGGGGGUGGGAGCUUAUGAAAAUGCUAAAGGGGGCAGGGGAGAUUUACAGGGGCUCGUGACAGGCCACAUACUAGUAAAACAAUCCCUUAGUAUGCUCCUUUUCCCAAGGUCUGCCAUGUUAGAUGGAUAGAAGCCAUAUUUAUUAGUUUUCAGUUUUGCUACCUAGGUCCUUCAAUCCUUCUUAAACCAUUUUUAGGUAACUGUUCAAUUCAUCUGCAACAUAGUGGAUAUGUUUUUAUUCUUGUAUAUUUUCAUAAUAAACAAGAGGCCUAUUGGGCUUGUUUCACCGACUUGUUUGUUUAGUUAUCUAAACCCAACAAAUAAAAUAAUACUUGAUAAAGACGAAGCUUAAGACAGGAAUAUUUGUACGACACUGCCUUAAAAUAUGUGUGGUCAAUUGAUACCAAAAAAACAACAUUUCUCAACUUAUCGGAAGACAGGAUGGCUAUUUUGGAUUUCAAAUUCCAAAUCAUGAGCAAGCAUUAUCUAGAUAAAGUUAUAACUUGUGGAAGUUAAAAACAUGUUGAAAUUGACUCUUGAAAUUGAAAUUGAAUUUAGGCAAUAUCACCAAUACCAUAUACUGCAGUUGUUAUGACAGUUAUACCAUCAUAUACUGAAGUUAUACCAUAAUAUACCGCAGUUGUAAGCGAGAGGUAUACCAUCAUAAACCGCAGUUAUAGGCGAGUUGUACAAUCAUUAACUGCAACUAUAGGUGACAGUUAUACCAUUAUAAACUGCAGUUGUAGGUGACAGUUAUAC
This is a messenger RNA of Mizuhopecten yessoensis (Yesso scallop), 2357 nucleotides long. RefSeq lists its product as uncharacterized. NCBI's taxonomy places the organism in Eukaryota, Metazoa, Mollusca, Bivalvia, Pectinida, Pectinidae. The record is from RefSeq and is a predicted model, not a curated record. The transcript is spliced from 4 exons. The coding region runs from base 196 to 882 and encodes 228 amino acids.